This is a messenger RNA of Aspergillus fijiensis CBS 313.89, 805 nucleotides long. RefSeq names its product carbonic anhydrase. Gene Ontology annotation, molecular function: carbonate dehydratase activity; zinc ion binding. Gene Ontology annotation, biological process: cellular response to oxidative stress; cellular response to carbon dioxide; carbon utilization. NCBI's taxonomy places the organism in Eukaryota, Fungi, Ascomycota, Eurotiomycetes, Eurotiales, Aspergillaceae. The record is from RefSeq and is a predicted model, not a curated record. Gene Ontology annotation, cellular component: cytoplasm. Bases 13 to 633 code for a protein of 206 amino acids. The transcript has a single exon.
UCAGAUCGCUUCAUGUCGGCUCUGCACCAGAACAAGGACUGGGCAGCCAAGAUUGCCAAGGAGGACCCUCAACUCUUCCCCACGCUCGCCGUAGGCCAGCAGCCGGAGAUCCUGUGGAUCGGGUGCUCCGACUCGCGGUGCCCUGAAACCACCCUGCUGGGCCUCAAGCCUGGCGACGUCUUCGUCCACCGUAACAUUGCCAACGUGCUGCACGCCAGCGACCUCAGCUCGUCGGCCGUGAUCGAGUACGCCGUGAAGCACCUGCGCGUCAAGCACGUGGUCGUGUGCGGCCACACCAGCUGCGGUGGGGUCGCUGCCGCCCUGGGCAACAAGCAGCUCGGCAUUCUGGACCCGUGGCUCAUGCCCCUGCGCCAGCUCCGCGAGCAGCACUUGAGCCUGCUCAACUCGCUUCCCACCGACGAGGCCAACCUGAAGCUCGUCGAGCUGAACGUCCACGAGGGUGUCAAGACGCUCAAGCAGAAGAGUGUCGUGCUGGAUGCCAUCCAGGAGCGGGGCCUGCGCGUCCACGGCUUGAUCUAUGAUGUCGGAAGCGGUGUGCUCCGGGAGUUGGAUACCGAUGAGCCCGAGGAGGCCAUCAAGGCGCGUCUCACUUCGUUCAAGACCGACGUCUAGACUCGGUUGCGAGUUCACAUUUGGGAGGUUCGGUGUUGGUUCUUGCGCUCUGGGUUCAGAGAUGGUGUCGUGGGUCGUGUCGUGUUCAUUUCAGCGAUAAGUGGGGUUUUGCAUAUUUGUUGUAUUUAACUGCUCGGUUGCUUGCUGCUUGCGAGGGCGAGCGAGAUGGAAU